Molecule: messenger RNA, 1649 nt
Organism: Leptidea sinapis
Lineage: Eukaryota; Metazoa; Arthropoda; Insecta; Lepidoptera; Pieridae
Product: threonylcarbamoyladenosine tRNA methylthiotransferase
Exons: 8
Coding region: 23-1636 (537 amino acids)
Biological process (GO): tRNA methylthiolation
Cellular component (GO): endoplasmic reticulum
Molecular function (GO): 4 iron, 4 sulfur cluster binding; tRNA (N(6)-L-threonylcarbamoyladenosine(37)-C(2))-methylthiotransferase activity
Source: RefSeq, a predicted model, not a curated record
UGAAUUUACCAAAACAUUGAAGAUGCCAGCUGCAUUUGCAGAAUUUAUAGAUGAUAUUGAGGAUUUGGUGUCUUCUCAGGAUAUCACACCGAAAGAACGAUAUGCGAGUAGAAAAAGUGUCAGCGUCAGAUCAAAAAAGCGUGAAAUUAAAGAGUACGAAAGCGCUGAAAAAGUGAUUCUUGAAAGUGUUGUUCCUGGUACUCAAACAAUAUAUGUCAAGACAUGGGGCUGUGCUCACAACAAUUCAGAUUCCGAGUACAUGGCUGGUUUAUUAGCAGCUCAUGGCUAUAAGCUCACAGAAGACAAGUGGCAGGCACAACUGUGGCUUCUUAAUUCUUGUACUGUUAAAAAUCCUUCAGAAGACCACUUUAAGAAUGAGAUAAUGCUGGGACAGAGUCGCGGCAUCCAUGUAGUGGUGGCGGGGUGCGUGCCUCAGGGGGCACCUCGCUCUUCCUACCUACAGGGUCUCAGUGUAGUGGGGGUGCAACAGAUCGAUAGAAUUGUUGAAAUUGUUGAGGAAACACUAAAAGGGCACACAGUACGCCUGUUCGGAUCAAAAAAGACAGGGGAAGGUCGAAAAGCCGGCGGUGCCUCAUUACUCUUACCCAAAGUACGCAAGAACCCGCUGAUUGAGAUCAUUUCGAUCAACACCGGCUGUCUCAACCAGUGCACGUACUGCAAGACAAAACACGCGCGGGGAGAACUGGGCAGUUACCCGCCCGAUGAGAUCGUGGAGAGGGCGCGACAGUCCUUCAAGGAAGGUGUCUGCGAAAUAUGGCUGACGAGUGAAGAUACUGGAACGUACGGUCGUGACAUCGGCACCUCGCUGCCGGAGCUGCUGUGGAGGCUGGUUGAGGUGAUCCCCGAGGGCUGCCGGCUGCGGCUGGGCAUGACCAACCCGCCCUACAUCCUGGAGCAUCUCGACCAGAUGGCCAGAAUCAUGCACCAUCCUCGAGUCUAUAAGUUCCUCCACGUGCCGGUUCAGUCAGGCAGUGACCAGGUGCUGGCUGACAUGAAGAGGGAGUACACCCGGGCUGACUUCGAGAGGGUGGUGGAAUUCUUAAGGGAGAGAGUAGAGGGCAUCACGAUCGCCACGGACAUAAUCUGCGGGUUCCCCACGGAGACGGCGGCCGACUUCGAUCAGACCAUGUCUCUGUGUCGCCGCCACCGGUUCCCCUCGCUCUUCAUCAACCAGUUCUUCCCGCGCCCGGGCACACCUGCCGCCAACAUGACGCGAGUUCCUAGUCAAGAAGUUAAAAAACGAACGAAAGAACUUUCAGAAUUCUUUCGAUCAUACGAACCGUACGGCCACAAGAUAGGACAGAUACAAGAAGUGCUAGUCACGGACGUUUCUCACGACAAAAAUUAUUUCGUGGCCCACAACGAGUUUUACGAACAAGUGCUCGUGCCCAAAGAGGAGAGAUACAUGGGCAAGAUGUUGACGGUUCGUAUCUGCAGCGCGAGUAAGUUCUCAAUGGUCGGUGAGGUCAUAGACAAACCAAAGAUGGCGGGGCUGGUGCGGCCGCUGAGGAAGGGAGAGGUGUCCGGCGUUAAGAGCGAGAGAGGUGUGUCCGUGCCGAUAGUAGUGUUGUUAUUAGCGGUGUUUGCGAGGUUGUUGUGGAUAUUUUUAUUAUAAAUAUAUUUUGCUA